This is a messenger RNA of Manihot esculenta (cassava), 862 nucleotides long. RefSeq lists its product as uncharacterized. NCBI's taxonomy places the organism in Eukaryota, Viridiplantae, Streptophyta, Magnoliopsida, Malpighiales, Euphorbiaceae. The record is from RefSeq and is a predicted model, not a curated record. The transcript is spliced from 3 exons. Bases 192 to 728 code for a protein of 178 amino acids.
CAGCGCAAAUUGACAGAAAAUAAGACAUCGACGUCGUUUAGACGCAACGCAAAGAAGUAUCCAACCUCUCCUGCAUCGAUCCUCGCGGCAUCGCCUUGCAAAGCAGAAACCCUAAACCCUUUCUCCGUCGAUCUGGUUCAGGAGGCAUCUCGCGAUUUUCCUGCUUCGAGGCUAUACAUUUGAACCGUGCCAUGAAGAGGUCAAUGCCAUGGAGCGAGGAAGAUGAGGAUUCAUUGUCUGAUGAAUCUUCAUCAUCCCAUUCAGGUAGUGAUGGUGAUAAGAAGAAAGGAACGGAUGAGGUGAAAGCUAACAAAGGCCAAAAAUCCAAGGAAACGAAACCUAAAGUAGGCAAGUCUGGAAGGCGUAGUGGUGCUGUGGAUUUUGAUGCUUUGAGGCGACACGGCUAUAAAGGGGGACUAUCGGUCCUGAAUGUGCCCCCACCAAAAGAUGAUACACCACAAGACUGGAAUUGGUCUACUGGCAAAGAACACCGUGAGGUCAAGGAAGUUGAAGAAUCUUAUGAAGAACGACAAAAAACCAGAGCUGCAAUAAUGGACGGUGAGCAACUGACGAAUGCGCGAACUGCCAAAGACAAGAAAAAUUUAUCCUUCUCCCAGAAGGAGAAGAGGAAAAGAGAUCUCGGUCAGGCUAGUCGGGGGAAGAAUUAUGUUGAAGAAGAGAAGAGGUUGUUAAGGGAAAGUGGUAUCUACUCUAGUUUUGAUACAUGAUUACUAAUGCUAUAUGGCAAUGCUCCUUAUUGUGCAGGAGAUGUGAAGCGUGGCCAAGGCAAUACCUUGUUAUUUAGAUAAUAUUUCUAUUGCGUUGCCUGUAGUCUAGUAUUGCUUUCUUCUUCUUUCUCUUU